AUGGAGACAACACUGGAGAACCAAGUUAAUCGAAAAACAUGUGUAUUUAUUAUUGAUGAUAUCUAUACAGGCGAAACUGAAUUGAUGGGGCCGUCAAGAUUAAUAAAUCAUUUACAUAAUCUAUUAAAGUUAUUAACAGUUAUUGAAAACGUACAAGUCAAGUGCCAUAUUGCCAUAUCCAAUAUGCCUUUGUCGUUGAUGCCACUAUCUUUGCUAGACGUUUUAAAUAAUAAUGGUGCUGAUCAAAAGGCUUUGCAAGUUUUAGGGAAGUUCCCUAAUGUACUUAAACUGUUGAAAGGUUUGAUGGCUAGUGAUGCGCGACUCGAAAACUUUCCUCUGGAUGUGUGGCAAUUCAAGAGUAAAGCUUUGGCUAGGGGCUCGAUGAAGAGUAACUUUUUUUCGACAAUUGGUAUCAUUUUGACCGAUUUCUGGGGAUUAUUCCAGAGGAUUGAUUUAUACAAAAGCCAUGGGGGGUCUUUUGGACAGAUUACGUUAUACGGAUCUUUAAGCAUUUCUGCAUCAUCAACAAAGGGUUCAUAUUUAGCUGGUAAAUGGUUAUCAUGUUGA
This is a messenger RNA of Mucor mucedo, 567 nucleotides long. RefSeq lists its product as uncharacterized. The transcript is spliced from 2 exons. NCBI's taxonomy places the organism in Eukaryota, Fungi, Mucoromycota, Mucoromycetes, Mucorales, Mucoraceae. The record is from RefSeq and is a predicted model, not a curated record. The coding region runs from base 1 to 567 and encodes 188 amino acids.